UGAAAUGACAUUAGAAAAAUUGAAAUCCAACGACUGAAGCACCCGGUGCACCUUCUCAAAGUCAAAAGUUUACUUCACGUUUUUGACGUGACUCGAAUCAAAAGGAUGUAACUAGUGAUCAAAGAAAGGUAAUCCAAAUCGACAAGAAGCAUCUGAAAGGUGAAGCUUUAAGCUUCAAAAUGCGUAUUUUUUUAACUUUCUACCUUAAUUUCUCGAGAAGUUAUGAGCCUUCGAAAUCGAACGUUGUUCGGAGCGAAAAACGGGUGGCCCGCUAAUUUUUGUGCGUAGUGUAUGUAUAAGGCAUUUCGCGAUAAAACUAUUUGAUGUAAAAACCUCACUGGCGGUCGAUGAUAAUGAAUUUUUCUAAACUUCAAAAAUGAAAGUUGAACGAAAUUCAACUGUCCAGGUAAUCCGACACCUUGGCCGCAAGUAAUAGCUGGCAAGAAGUUACGGUAUAAUACGAUACAUAAGCGAAUGCUUGGAACAUAAUAUAACUGGAGCGGGGAUUGAACGUAUAAUAAAUGCUGAAUGUGCAACAUACCGGCGGUCCUCAUUUUCCACUUUGUUUCUUGGCUUGGCGUUAUAUCGCAGGGGAGUGAAGAUAUCGUAGAAAUUCGAGUUUCACAUAUUUAUAUCCAGAGAAAAUGGACAUUUUCCUAAUUAUAGCACUGAUCGGAAUUGCCUGGUUGAUCAGUUGGUAUCGUUCUAGGAGAAGAAUUUUGAAAUUGAUAGCAGAAAUUCCCGGACCGCCGUCACUUCCUUUGAUAGGUAACACUAUCGAAUUAAACGUCGAUCAUGACGAAUUAUUUCAACGUCUCAUGGGCAUGCGUUUAUUGUGGGGACAAUCCGAAGGGAUCAACAAAGCUUGGCUUGGAACUGCUCCCUACAUUUUUGUUAGCAAAGCUUCUACGGUGGAACCAAUUUUAGGAAGCAAUCGACACUUGGAUAAAAGUCACGAUUACAGAUUUUUACAUCCUUGGCUUGGCACUGGGCUCCUGACAAGUUCCGGCAAAAAAUGGCAUUUCCGUAGGAAAAUUCUCACUCCAACAUUUCAUUUCAAAAUUCUGGAAGAUUUUACCGAAGUCUUCACGGAACAAGCGGAAAUACUGGUUGAAAAAAUUUCUAAAGAAGUCGGGAACGAAUCUUUCGACAUUUUUCCAUACAUAAAUCAUUGCGCUUUGGAUAUUAUUUGCGAAACAGCAAUGGGGCGUCGCAUAUUUGCUCAAAAUGACACCGAAAGCAUCUAUGUCAAAGCUGUUUACGAAAUUGUAGGCAUAGUGCAAACGCGUCAAGCGACUUUAUGGUAUCAUCCCGAUUGGCUAUUUCAACUGACAGCUUUGUACAAGAAGCAUCAAAAUUGCAUUCGAGUGUUACACGAUUUCUCCAACAAGGUGAUUUCUGAGAGACGGUCGGACAUCGAACAAAAGCUGAUGGAAGAUGAAUCCUUAGGAGAACAGCGCGGGGGAAAAAGGCUGGCUUUUUUGGACCUGCUGAUUGAGGCAUCUCUGCAGGGAGGACAUGUUCUCUCUGAUGAAGACAUCCGCGAAGAGGUUGAUACCUUCAUGUUUGAGGGUCAUGAUACGACUUCUUCGGCUAUAAGUUGGACGCUUUUUUUACUCGGCUGUCAUCGCGAAAUACAAGAAAAAGUCGUGGCAGAACAGAAGGAAAUAUUUGGGCAGGUUGGUGACGAACGAAGACCAACAUUUCGCGAAUUGCAGAAUAUGAAAUACCUUGAACGAUGCAUCAAAGAAGCUCUCCGGCUGUAUCCCAGUGUUCCUCUUCUUGCAAGACAAAUUUCGGAAGAUAUUCAAAUUGGAAAAUACCUGGUGCCUAGAGGAACUACGGCAAUAGUUGUUGUCCCUAUGUUGCACAGAGAUCCUGAUAUCUUCCCGAAUCCGGAAUGCUUCAAUCCUGAUCGGUUUCUACCUGAAAACAUGGUUGGAAGGCAUCCCUAUUCGUAUAUACCUUUCAGCGCUGGCCCUAGGAAUUGCAUAGGACAGAAAUUUGCAAUUCUAGAAGAAAAAGCUGUUCUUUCGGGACUGCUACGGAAAUACAAAAUUAUAGCUACCCAACGACGAGAGGAUAUUACUCUCACAGGAGAACUAGUCAUCAAGGCGAAAUACGGUUUAAAAGUGAAAAUAGAGCUUCGCUAGAAUGUAGUAGCAAUAAAAUAUCGGAAUUUAUUGAAGUAUGGGGAAGAAAAGUUGAAUUAUUUCAUUGACCUCAGAAUACCUCUUUCGGCUAAAUUUUCAUGCAUUUUCAAAUGAAGGCGGCAACAAAUUCUCUUUCAACGCCGCAGUAUGCCCCGUGCAGAGAGCCACCUGCAGAGUGCCUCCACCUUUGGGCUUUUAGUCUAUUUACGUCGAAAGUGGCGGUACCUGCCAAUAACUACCCCCGUGUGUCAUAAUAUAUUCUCGAAUGGCGGCUUCUUGCCAUUAGCUGCAGCUGGCCGAUAAAUUUUGGUUAGUGCAAAUAAAAAUAUUGAAUAAUAUUCAACUGUAAUCUAUAUUCAAGUUGAA
Athalia rosae (coleseed sawfly) is the source of this 2519-nucleotide messenger RNA. It is a transcript of the gene Cyp4c3, whose product is annotated as cytochrome P450 4c3. The transcript has 11 exons. NCBI's taxonomy places the organism in Eukaryota, Metazoa, Arthropoda, Insecta, Hymenoptera, Athaliidae. Gene Ontology annotation, molecular function: monooxygenase activity; oxidoreductase activity, acting on paired donors, with incorporation or reduction of molecular oxygen; heme binding. The record is from RefSeq and is a predicted model, not a curated record. The coding region runs from base 645 to 2153 and encodes 502 amino acids.